UCGCGCGUUCGCACGCACGCACGCACGCUUGCACGCUCGCACGCUCAUUCUCUGUCCGCGCGCCCCUUUUCCUACACUUUCCUCCUCUCUCCGACCGGAGGAGCCGCUCUCUCCGCGCGGUGCAUUCUGGGCAUCCAGGCCGAGCCCGCCGCCGCCGCCGCCGUCGCCUGAGGAAAGCGAGAGGAGGCCGCGACCGGGGAGAAAACCCCGGAUUCGCCACCGGAGAGGAGUCCAUUCCCCAGCCGCUGCCGCCGGAGAGGCCCGCCCACUCGCUCGCCCGUCCCCCUGCCCCGUUCACAAUGCAGCCUGCUUCUGCAAAGUGGUACGAUCGCAGGGACUAUGUCUUUAUUGAAUUUUGUGUUGAAGAUAGUAAAGAUGUUAAUGUAAAUUUUGAGAAGUCCAAACUUACAUUCAGCUGUCUUGGAGGAAGUGAUAAUUUUAAACAUUUAAACGAAAUUGAUCUUUUCCACUGUAUUGAUCCAAAUGAUUCCAAGCAUAAAAGAACGGACAGAUCAAUCUUAUGUUGUUUACGAAAAGGGGAAUCUGGGCAGUCAUGGCCAAGGUUAACAAAAGAAAGAGCAAAGCUUAAUUGGCUUAGUGUGGACUUCAAUAAUUGGAAAGACUGGGAAGAUGAUUCAGACGAAGACAUGUCUAAUUUUGACCGUUUCUCUGAGAUGAUGAACAACAUGGGUGGUGAUGAGGAUGUAGAUUUACCAGAAGUAGAUGGAGCAGAUGAUGACUCACAAGACAGUGAUGACGAAAAAAUGCCAGAUCUGGAGUAAGACAUGUCACCGAGAUUUUGAGAAAGAAAAAUAACUUCUACAAGAUUUCAUAAUCGAAAGAAUUCCUGAUUGAUAGCUCUAAAGGCAGAUUCUGUAUUUGCCUUCUUUAACCCAUUUUCCAAACUGUUUGUUUUUUAAAAGGCUUCACUAAGGGUUGAUAAGUACCAUUGUAUGGGGACAGUUUUAAGUCAGCUAAGGCAAUAACCUUAUGCAUGAACAUUUCCCAGACUUCCGUGACGCUGUUGAGGUCUUAGGCAAAUGAUUCAGCAGUUGUAAUAAAUAAAACAUUUCACCUGAGUCUCCUUUACUUCAUAACAUAGAUACUGACAUAUGAGAGGAAGCUCUCAGCUUAGGGAAAGAUAACUAAAAUUUAGAUUUUAGUUCCUGAGUCAAAAUGACUGAAAUAAAUUGGCUGGCAUAGUAAACUGGUAACCUGCUGUUCCUCUGUUGUACUUUCAGGAUUAUUCCACUAAAGCUUUGUUUUUCAAGAGAUUUACUUCACAUUGUAUGUAAGUGAUCACUUGUCAGUGUUCCAAAUGUAUCUUAGCUAAACCUAGUGAACGACAUAAUUUAGAUGGUUUUUGAAGCCUGUACAUUUGGUAUUAUUUGACCCUUAAGCUUUUACAUCUCUUAGCAUGGAGGACAAAGGAAAGCUGUACAUUGUUGCUUGAGAGCCUGUACAUUUAGACCAAAUUUGUAUUUUCACUGUCAAGUAUGGGAAAUAAGUGAAAAAAUGUUAAUACACUAUUGGAUUUUUUAUUUUGUUUUUAAUUCAGCUUGUACCAUGGCUGAAAACCUCAAUUUGUGUUCAUGACAGUGGGGAUUUUUUUUUUUAAUAUCUACAUUCUUUCUAAUAAACUGUUGGAAGACUUCUUGGCUGUCCUUUAAAAGGUGUCUGGUUUACUGUAAUUUCGUGUAUUGCCAUGUACUGGCAUGGAGUUAUAUUUUUGAGGAAGAAUUUGGGAGUAUUCCUGUUUGAGAAGAGGCUUGUAAUGUUCACAGGAAACCUUUUUCAAGUGGAUCUGUAAUGGGAAAUUGUAGAUGCACUUUGCAGCAGUUGGAAAAGAAAGUUUGUGAUUUGAUUGAAAUAAAACUGUUGUCCUCCUAAA
This is a messenger RNA of Echinops telfairi (small Madagascar hedgehog), 1891 nucleotides long. RefSeq names its product prostaglandin E synthase 3 (gene PTGES3). The transcript is spliced from 8 exons. Lineage: Eukaryota; Metazoa; Chordata; Mammalia; Afrosoricida; Tenrecidae. The record is from RefSeq and is a predicted model, not a curated record. Bases 300 to 782 code for a protein of 160 amino acids. Gene Ontology annotation, cellular component: nucleus; cytosol. Gene Ontology annotation, molecular function: protein-folding chaperone binding; prostaglandin-E synthase activity; Hsp90 protein binding. Gene Ontology annotation, biological process: telomerase holoenzyme complex assembly; prostaglandin biosynthetic process; protein folding.